CACCCGCGCCUGUAGUAUUGUUUUGCUUCCUUUGCGCACGUGAAAAGGAGUCGCCGUCAACCAACGUGGUUGGAUUUUCUGAAUAAAAUACUGAUAUAACUCCACAGUCCAGUGGAGCGGCCACGGCAGUAAACAGCCCCUCACAGCGACAGCAGCAGGCUGCAGCACAGCUCAGAAUCCCUUUUCCUCAGGAAAGUGUGUGUCCCAGCUGUGUCUAAAUACACCUGCCUGUCGCUCCUGCUCCCCGCAGUCCCUGGAUCAACAUGUUUAUAGAGGAUGAGGAUUGGAGUGAUGAACCUGAGGCUGAGGCUCUGACUAAAACUGUUUUCAGCUCUGCUCAAAAGGCCAGCAACAGCAGCGUCACGAUCAAGGGUGUUGGGAAGAAGAGCCUGUUGCGAACCCUUCAGACGCUGGGAUCAGUGCCUGACUGGAGGAGCGAUGCCCCUCCACGGGACAGUGACAGUGAGGCAGAGGCAGAGGCCGUGCCCUCAUCGCACACUAAGAAGAAGAAGAAAAGACGCAAGAGGCAAAAGCAGGUGGAAAUAUCAGCGGAAGAGGCACAAAAUGGUGACUUAGAUGUUGAAAGCAAGGAGGAGAAAACUGUAACACAGAAGAAGAAGAAAGCCAACAAAUCUGGGGCCCAAAAGGUGAAAAACAAAGACAAGACGGAAGCUGGAGAAACUCCAACAUCAGCGUCAGUGGAAGGAGAAGAGACACAGCGACUAAGCAGAAAACAGUGGAAAAACAAGAUGAAGAACAAGAGGAAAUGUAAAAAUAAAUACCGCCACGAAGAACCUGAGGGAGAAGUAAAUCAAGCCGAAACUGCGCGUAAACAAAGCCAAAAAGAUCAACAAAGCGCUGAUUCAAAUAGCAACGGCAUCAACAGUGAACCACAAGCCCGCCAGGCGCCUGCCCUGAGCAACAAAAAGGAGAAGGGACGUAAACCACAGAAAAGAAAACUUGUCGAAGUUUGUGACACAUCAGCCACACUGGACAAAGAAACACUCAGAGAAGUUAAGCAACCGGUUACAAAGGAGAAUAAAACGAAGGGAGACCAACAUGUCAGUAAAAAAAGUGAUGGAGCAAAAGAGGAAGCAGGUGAAGCACGCCAGGGAACAAGCGAUGAGCAGCAGCAGCAGCAGCACCCAGAGCCCGGUAAAAAACUCAGACUGGAGGUGAGCAAAGAGCAGAGUCGCAAAAAAGCGAAGCUGCGGCGGUUGCUCCACAGCCAGGAGCCAAAUAAACAAGAGGCUGGCGCAAAUCAGAAGGACGAGGUGAGGGAGAUCCCCAAAGAGGAAGAGGUUCAGGAAGCCUCAGCAGCAGACCGCUCCUCAUCCCUCAGGAGUCGCAUGGAGCAGCGCUUGGAGGCGGCCCGCUUCCGCUACAUCAACGAGGUUUUGUACACCACCACCAGCAGGGAGGCCAGACGCAUGUUCACACAGGACCCGCAGGCGUUCUGGGUCUACCACAAGGGCUACACAGCACAGGUGCAGAGGUGGCCCGCCAAUCCGGUCGAUGCCAUUAUCUCCUACAUCCGCCAAAAGCCUGUCACUCAGGUGGUCGCAGACUUCGGCUGUGGAGACUGCAAGAUCGCCCGCAGCGUCAAGAACAAAGUGCACUGCUUUGACCUGGCACCUACCUGUGAUCUCGUCACCGUGUGCGACAUGGCCAACGUCCCUCUGGAUGACGGCACCGUGCACAUCGCCGUCUUCUGCCUCUCUCUCAUGGGAACCAACCUGACAGAUUUUUUAGUGGAGGCCAACCGCGUGUUGGUGAUGGGGGGGGUCCUGAAAGUAGCAGAAGUGGCGAGCAGAUUUGACAACGUGCGGAGUUUCCUGACCGCACUGGCGAGUCUUGGAUUCAAGAUGGUGUCCAAGGACACAGAAAACAGUCAUUUCUACGCCUUUGAGUUUGUGAAGACAGGAAAUGCUCCAGAGAACGUAAAGAAAGCGGGCCUGCAGCUGAGGCCGUGUGUUUAUAAGAAACGAUGAAGACAACUUAAAAGGACCUCAUUUGCAAAAUAUCUGUAGAUGCCAUAUUUGCUCCUGUAAAUCAAAAUGUAAAAAGAACUUUGCGUCUUGUGUUCAUGGUGUUUGUUUUAAAGGCGGCAGUUGCACGAUUUUUUGAAGUAUAAAAGUGGGACGCUGCGUUUUCCAACCUGUGUAAUGUCCUUUUUCUCAACAGAAUUAUCGUUUUUAAAAGCUGUUGCAGCGCUGUGGUCUGCAGCCAUGUUGUCACUCAGAGCUUUGUGUGCACAGAGAUCCAUUUCACUAAAGCACUGCUCAGCUUAAUGUCGGUGAUCAGCUCCUCCUCUCAGGGUGAAGUUGAGCUAAUUAGUAAAAUCCACUGAUAUGGCUGGAAUGAAAACAUACACACAGCUCUAUUUGGCAAAUGGGCUGCAGACCACUGUUACUAUACCUUUUUACAUUAAGAGAAAAAUAUUUAAAUGUUUUGCAUAUGUAAAAAAAUAUGCAUUUAAAAAUUAAUGUUGAAAGAUUGAUGGUGGUGGAAAAUAUAUAUAUUUU
Myripristis murdjan (pinecone soldierfish) is the source of this 2525-nucleotide messenger RNA. RefSeq names its product ribosomal RNA processing 8 (gene rrp8). Lineage: Eukaryota; Metazoa; Chordata; Actinopteri; Holocentriformes; Holocentridae. Bases 264 to 1991 code for a protein of 575 amino acids. The record is from RefSeq and is a predicted model, not a curated record. Gene Ontology annotation, biological process: rDNA heterochromatin formation; regulation of transcription by glucose; cellular response to glucose starvation. Gene Ontology annotation, cellular component: chromatin silencing complex; nucleolus; rDNA heterochromatin. Gene Ontology annotation, molecular function: methyltransferase activity. The transcript has 8 exons.